AUGCUGACAAUGGGUUUGAAGCCACAUGUCCUCAAAAUUGCCGAGCUCUGCCGGCCGGACCACCAGACGAUAAUGUGGGUCACAUCCUGGAAAAACGAGCUCAAGCCCUUUGUCGAGGACCUGCUCAACGACUAUAUCGAAAUCGAGUUUGGGACGGUGCAGCUACCCGCUGGAAACAGCGUGGAGAUGACCGUCGACGUGUGCCAGGAGGAAGAGAAGGAAGCGAAACUGGUCGAGCUCUUGGACGACGUCCUCGAGGAGAAGUCAAAGAAAGCCGUUGUGUUCACCGACACGAGGAUUAAGGCCGACGAAAUUGCGUGGAAGCUGCGGCUCCGGGGCUGGUCUGCCAUCGGCCUUCACGGCAACAAGACGAAAGAGGAGCGCGAUUGGAUUGUCUCUGUGUUCCGGACUGGUACGUCGAGCGUGCUCGUUACGACGGACAAGGUUGUGCAGGACUUGGUCCUCGAGAACGUGUGCCUGGUUGUGAACUACGACUGCCCGCGUUGCUCGGAGGUGUACGCGCGCAGGUCGAGCCACAUCGCACGCUCAGGUGAACCAGGCGUGGUUCACACGUUCAUCAUUCCGACCCAGCAGCCGUAUGCCACAAACCUGAUAGCGAUUCUGGAGAAUGCCAAGCAGCCGGUUAAACCAGAGCUCUACAACAUGGCAAAGUAAGCUCGUUCCAAACGAUGACGCGUUUGACACCGGCGGUCGGCGAGGUUUCCGGGGUGACGGCGGCCGAAGGAAGGAACUCGG
Dermacentor silvarum is the source of this 756-nucleotide messenger RNA. Its product is annotated as probable ATP-dependent RNA helicase DDX5. Gene Ontology annotation, cellular component: ribonucleoprotein complex; cytoplasm; nucleus. The transcript has a single exon. NCBI's taxonomy places the organism in Eukaryota, Metazoa, Arthropoda, Arachnida, Ixodida, Ixodidae. Gene Ontology annotation, molecular function: RNA binding; RNA helicase activity. The coding region runs from base 1 to 675 and encodes 224 amino acids. The record is from RefSeq and is a predicted model, not a curated record.